Molecule: messenger RNA, 1047 nt
Organism: Kwoniella botswanensis
Lineage: Eukaryota; Fungi; Basidiomycota; Tremellomycetes; Tremellales; Cryptococcaceae
Exons: 6
Coding region: 1-1047 (348 amino acids)
Biological process (GO): retrograde vesicle-mediated transport, Golgi to endoplasmic reticulum
Cellular component (GO): membrane; Golgi apparatus
Source: RefSeq, a predicted model, not a curated record
AUGCCAGCCAUAUCAUUCCUCCCAUUCCUAUCGUCCAUACCCCUCGGUACACGACUCAUCACAUUGACCAUCAUCCUACUUUCGGUGAUAGGUCAAGGAUUGUCAUACCUCGCUUUGGACAAUUCACCUGAGCCAGGAGCUUGGGGAAGUCAAUUACCAUGGUUGGUAUUGGUCCCUGGGAAAAGUAUCUGGUACCCCUGGACGUUCUUGACGGCGGGAUUGGUAGAACUGGGUUUGUUUGGACUCAUAAUAUCAGUAAUCUCGAUACCAUUAGCAUGUCGUUACCUAGAGAGGGUUUGGGGAAUACGUGAACUGAUCAAGUUCAGUAUCAUCACCAUUGUCGGGUCCAAUGUCAUUGCAUUUGGAUUCAGCUGGUUGAUGUGGUUCGUACUGGGUCAACAGGAUGCUUUAUACGGUUUACCAUACCAUGGUUUAUCAGGAUUACAAGUCGGUUUCCUCGUAGCUUUCACCCAAUUGAUACCAGAACAUCAAGUUCAAUUAUUGGGUAAAUUCAAAGUCAGAGUGAAGACACUCCCAGGUAUCCAUCUUCUCAUCUCCAACGUAGCGGUAGUAGUAUUUGGUCCAUCACCAGCCAUCCUCAUCCAAUUCGGUUUCAUAGUCGCAUGGGUCUAUCUGAGAUUCUUCAAAUUAUCGGAGAAUGGUGAAUUCAGGGGUGAUAGGAGUGAAACUUUCGCUUUCCAAUAUUGGUUCCCACCUAUCAUUCGACCAUAUGUAGCUAUCUUGGGUAACACAGUAUUCAAACUCGCCGUUAAGCUUAAACUAGUUCAAGCAUGGGAUGAACCCAUAAACGCCGGUGCUUAUACAUUGUUACCUGGUCCAGGAGGUGCCAGAGCAGAAGCAGAACGAAGGAGAGCCCUCGCAUUGAAAGCUUUAGAUGCAAGAUUAGCUUCCUCGUCACCUGCUCCAGGAGGUUCAGGCUCUGCUACUUCACCAAAUGCAACAUCGAGCUCUACUGUACCGUCAGCUAAUGUCCCUCCUGCGAUUCAAGCUACCACGACGAAGAGUGGGGCCGAGGCCAAGGUGUAG